This is a messenger RNA of Fukomys damarensis (Damara mole-rat), 753 nucleotides long. RefSeq names its product prolactin-like. The record is from RefSeq and is a predicted model, not a curated record. The transcript is spliced from 6 exons. Lineage: Eukaryota; Metazoa; Chordata; Mammalia; Rodentia; Bathyergidae. Gene Ontology annotation, molecular function: prolactin receptor binding; hormone activity. Gene Ontology annotation, biological process: mammary gland development; positive regulation of cell population proliferation; positive regulation of lactation. The coding region runs from base 1 to 753 and encodes 250 amino acids. Gene Ontology annotation, cellular component: extracellular region.
AUGAAUGCCUGGGCCCUGUCUGCAGUCACCUCCCAGCCAGUCCUUCUCUGGCGAAGUGAGCUUUCCAUCUUCUUCAUCACCAUGGAUACCAAGGGGAAAGGGUCCCUCCUCCUGCUGCUGGUCUCAAGCCUGCUCCUGUGCCAGAAAGUUGCCUCCCAAAGCACUUGUGUUCCUGGGGAUAAAUGCCACCUGAUUCUCCAGGAACUCUAUCAGAGAGCAUCUUCUUUGUCUCAGAGCAUGUAUUUCGAAGCUUUAGACCUGCUCUUCAAACUGACAUUUACGUAUUUGGAUCACCCAGGCUACUUCUCCCCAGCCAAAAAAAUGUGUCACACAGCUGAUAUCCUCACUCACGAUGAGCUGGAGGAGGCCAAGCUUUUGCCGAAAGAAGACAUUUUCAAGGUGGUGUUCCAGUUGGUGAACUCCUGGAAUGAGGCCCUGCAGGAGAUGGUCCUGGAAGAUAAUCGCCCACCAAAACUCUAUGAUAUUCUCUCAACUAAAGAUCAAAUAAUAUAUGUAAAAUACCAAAAGCUUAAAAAGGCUAUUGUCCAAAUAGGCAUCCAGCUUGAUCUUGAAGUCUCAGAGGAAGAGGUUUUUGGUCUAAGUUUGGGCCUGAAGUCCUUGAAGUCAUCUAAUGAAGGACAACAUCUGUUUGCUAUUUAUAAAACACUACGUUGCUUUGUUGCUGAUGUACACAAGAUUAAAUUUCUUCUCUCCUUCUUGAAGUGCCAAACUGCCAACGAAGAAAACUGCUAA